UGGAAGGUGGGUGGCAAGCAUGGGAAGCUGGAGCUGCCGAAGGGAGAAGUGGAGACACCAGAAGCCGAAGUGCACUUGGCAGCCCCCUGUUUAACUGCUGACGUUAAGCCCCUUCAUGUUGACACUAGUAUUUGUGGUUCCGAUUCUAUGCAUGUUGAUGUCGCUGCUCCGUCACUGUCUGUUUCUGCUCCAAUUGAUCGUCAUUCCGGCCUGGAGAAAGAUGUGAUUGUGGUUUCGGAGGAAGAUGUUUCUGUCCCAUCUUAUCAUUGGCAUUUUUCGAAGAAAGUUAGAGGUCAUCGCGAUGUUAAGCCUACUGCUGUUUCUUCCCUCUCCACCCCACCUCUCCAUUCCGUCGAAACUGAGGUUCUUGAGUUAGACACGGACAUCGUAAAGCUCUCUGGACAUGUGGAAGGAAAACCUGUCAAGCCACAAAGGCAAGGACUGUUGUCGUCGAAGUAUGUUAUUUCACAUGGUGAUGCUGAGGCUUCUGUGUCCGGAACAAAUAACGGUGAUGAUGGUGUAGAUGGAACUGUUCAAAAGUGCUAUAGUUAUGGCCUGAGCACCUCCGAAGUUGUUACGUCGUUACCGAAAGAAGGUGCUGCUUUGUUGGAGCCGGGUUAUCCUGCGGACAACAAUUCCUACUCUGACAUGACUGCUUCAGAGUUGGACACUUCAUCUCAGGGUGAAAGCAUGCCCAUAUCGCCGCGUGAUUUCUGGGUCCAUUCAGCGACCCCCGAGUUUAAGAUGUCCUACGGCGUAGGGACAAUUGACGAGGAGGCACCAGCCACGGAUGAACGCAAGAAGAAGAUCAAGAAAGGUUUCAAGUGGCCACACAUGAGUUGGCGCCGCAAAAAAUCGAAAGAAUCCAGACGCAGGCGUUCCGCUGUUAGUUCCUCGAGUGGUGUGGAAGAUGGUGGCUCACCUUCAACGACUGGCAAGCGAAAAGCAAAGACCCAGAAGCGAGACAAACCGACUUCGUUAGAUGAGGAUCUGGGAAUUCAAGCGGACAUUCAACCGGUCGUGCAAUCCCAUGAAGAGACUGUGCCAAAGCUGGCUGGAGAGCUUCGAGUUGAAUCACUUGAACCCACCCUGCCAAGCGAGGCCUUGAUGCUUUUGAAUGAACAAAAUGGCCACCAAGAUCAGUCAGAACCGCCGAAACCAAAAUCGUUGUUUUCCAAAAAGAAACGAUCGAAGAAACACACCAAGGCCAAAGAAGUUCCCCUUCAACAGGAGCCAGACGUGUCUACACCAAAAAUGCGCAAGUCGAGUAGCACCGCAGCAAGUGAGCGACUACAACGCCAAACAUGGCAUCAUCCAGACCAGGUGGUCGUUUCAGCUUCGGAAGCCGACCGCAAAACACCUCCCCCGCCUCCGAUUCCACGUCACAUCGACGAGGACAUCUCUGAGUGGCUCUCGAAUGCCUACCGCUGCCACUACACCGAAUCCUCCCCGCUGCGAAGACCUAGGCCAUGGAGUACCCUCGAUUUUCCUCCGCGGAACUGCACCUUCCGCAAUGACGAUCACCUCUUCCCCUAUUCCAUCACGCCCACAAAACUGCCGAGUUGUCAUUGGAAGAGUGACAAAGACUAUGACGUGCCCUACAUCGACGAUGAUGCCCUGCCUUCCAACGAACCAGAAUGGCCUCUGGGUGAAUCACGAAGGACAAUGACUGUUACCUCCGCGGACGCCCAAUUCCUGCGCACUGCCCUAGCCGAAGGGGAAGCAAGCGACGCUUCAGGCGAGAUUAAAUGGGGCAAGAAACGACGUUCGAAGAAGUACAAGAGCCUGAUCCCUUUCCAUCACAGAGAGAAGCGAUCCAAGAAUCACGACUCCCCGGCCGACGGAGCUAGUCAUGACCCCUCGGCUUUCAACGGUACCCCUUUCGACUGCUCAUUCGCAAAUCCUUACCCUCAAACCAACUUUCGAAAGAUCUCAACAUCUGCCAAGCUGAUUUGUGUUCUGGUCGUAGAUCAUGUCCAGCGUGUGAAGGCUAUAAUUGUGUACUCAUGCUCCGUGAAGUCUUUCCUAUACUUACUCGACCGUGGGACGUUGAAUCCAGCGGCUGAAUACCUCAAUCAUCCAGUGUACAAAUGCAAGAAACCCAAGUUCUCCUCCAACCUCCCCAAGGUCCUCGAAUUGUGGUCACUAUCCUUCGUCAUCGGCAACAUCAAACCGACUUCCUCCUACAGAUUUAAACUGUCAUUAGACCCUAAUUUUCCGCCUGGCUUCUUGCCAGAUGGACAAGAGGUAGCUGUUGGCGAUGUUGUAACCUCAUCAACAGCUGGUCGAGGUAACCGACUAACAGGCUUUCUCCACCCUAAUCACACCACCGUGGAGGCGGAGGCCUGA
This is a messenger RNA of Mesocestoides corti, 2349 nucleotides long. The record is from the annotation of a GenBank genome assembly. Lineage: Eukaryota; Metazoa; Platyhelminthes; Cestoda; Cyclophyllidea; Mesocestoididae.